Tricharina praecox is the source of this 1365-nucleotide messenger RNA. RefSeq names its product autophagy-related protein 27. Bases 265 to 1107 code for a protein of 280 amino acids. NCBI's taxonomy places the organism in Eukaryota, Fungi, Ascomycota, Pezizomycetes, Pezizales, Pyronemataceae. The transcript has 4 exons. The record is from RefSeq and is a predicted model, not a curated record.
GACUGUUCGUGUGACGUGACGUGAUGGCCAAGCCUCACACCUGCAACCCAACGCAACUCUACUCUAGCUAUCUAUCGCACUGCUCGCCUGCUCGCCGCCGCCGCAAGUUCUGUUCCGUUUGUUUGUUCAUCCUCACCACCAGCGGUAUCGACAACCAGCGGCAUCGACCACCUACCACACCUACCUCGUCCAAAACUCGUCGGACCACGCACCCGCCGCCGCUUAAGCUUCCCCCUCCAACCCAUUCCGCAAACCCCGAGCAGCAUGCGCCUCCCGCGCCCCCACCACCUCUUCCUUCUGCUCCCCGCCGCAGCAGCCGUAUCCGCCACGUCCUGGGGCUGCCAAACGGUACAGUCGGGGCUCACAUAUGACUUCAAAUCGCUGGGCGGCGCGCACUCCGUCGUCUCGUCGAUAUCGACACCGCCGACCAUACAGAACACGACGUGGAGCAUCGAUCCCUGCGCUCCGCUGCAAAAGAAUAAGGAUACCGACGCGAAGGAACAGUGUCCUGACGGGACUUACGUGUGUGGCCUGGUCCGCCACAUCGACACGGCGGGCAAGUCGUUUCUUGCGGAGGUGAUCCCGGUAGCGGGGGACAUCGACGGGCACGCGGUUGACGAGCAAGUGCUGCUGCUAAACGCGACAGAGGCGGGCGGGAAGCCGCGCGGCGUGCGCGUCGAGUUCAACGGCGGGAAUAAUUUUGCGGGGCAUGAGCAGCGGGCCGUCGUCGAUUUCGUGUGCGACAAGGACGUUACCGGGGAAGCGGAUGAGGCGAUUACGUUCGUGAGCUAUGAGUGGAGCGAGAGCGCAAAGAAACAGGUGCUGAGGCUCGAGUGGAAAACGAAGAUGGCGUGUGUGGAGAAUGCGAAGGGCGGUGGGAAGGGUGAAGAGAAGAAGAGUGCUCAUUGGGGGUUCUUUACUUGGUUGUUUAUCAUUGUAUUCCUGGGCGCAGCAGCGUACCUGAUCUGCGUGGUAUGGUUAGGAUGGGAUCUCCGUCCGCACCGCGACAUGAUCGGCGAAAUGUCGUACCUCGUCAAAGACUUUUUCGGCAGGGUGGGAAGCACGCUUCAAGGCCGGAGCUCGAGAGGUGGAUAUAGCGCUGUAUGAAAUGAUGAUGAUUCCGAUUACUCUUUUUCUAGUGGGCGGUUAGAUUUCAAUUUCGAUUCAGGUUUCUGGCUCUGGCUCUGGUUCUCUGGUUUACGUUACGGUACGGUAUGGGAUGCACUAAGGCUAGGACAUCUCAUUCGGUUUUAUGCGUUGAGUUGUAUUGUUGUUGAUGGCGGGGCUUCAAGUGCCCACUCUGUUUCUGUGUUCUGCUCUGCUCUGCUCUGCUCUGCUCUGCUCUGCUCUGCUCUGCUCUGCUCU